This is a messenger RNA of Enterobius vermicularis (human pinworm), 2853 nucleotides long. The record is from the annotation of a GenBank genome assembly. NCBI's taxonomy places the organism in Eukaryota, Metazoa, Nematoda, Chromadorea, Rhabditida, Oxyuridae.
AUGCUGAAAGAUCAGUUCGCUGCGCUGAACAAAAACUGUGAUAGAUGGACUCUAGCUGAGGAUAGUAGCUUAUGCAGUUUAAUGGAUACACUGAACACAUCGCUGCAAGCGCAAUUAGCUGACGCUACUAGACGUCUGGAAGCAAGCGAGAUCGAAGCCGUGAAAGCAGAGAAUAAAGUUUCCCAAUUAAAUAACCGCGUUGCUCUUUGUGCUGUGAAACAAUUUAUUGAAAGCCGUGUCUCCGAUGAUUACCCUGUGAACACGACGUCAAACACACCUCCCAAAACGAGAACACGUGGAGACCGACAGGAAGAAGCAGUUGAAAAUGUUAAAGAGGCUGUGGCGUUGGGCUUCAAAAUGAUCCAAGAAAAAUUCAAACGCAUCGACAUUAACGCGCAGGACUUUGAAGAUGUUGAUGACGUUUCGUUUCUCCCUGAGCCAGUCUUCGAGCCUUACGACCCCCAUCUUGUGAGACCACUGCCUUUCAUAAUUGGUACUGAAGAAUGGGCUGCUUCACCUACUGCAGGACUUUAUGAACCUACCGCUAGUGUAUCAGAGGCGCCUGCUUCGUCCGAUGUAGUUGUUGAUGUCCCUUCUGUGACGAAGGAUGAGGGAGCAUCCGAAGAGGGGGCAGAAGAAGAAGAAGGAGAGCAGCCUGCUUUUUUGAAUCCUCGCCUGAAUGGGGUUGAUUCUCUUUUUACUGAUUCUGAAUCUGAUGACGAGUCUUCAGCAGGAUCCUCUCCCACCCAAGUUUCUUCUAGAUCCGCUAACCAGUUUUUGAGGAAACCUCGUAAAGAUCGUGACGGGCAUUCUAACUUGUUCCCUAGUGGCUCCUCUUCUGAGGAGUCGGAUUUUGACGUAACGUUUAAUACGGUACCUGGUCAGAAGGGAUUUAAAUCAAAUGAGAAUCUUGCUCAACAAGAAUUCAAAAAUCGUCUUGCUAGUCUUAUAGUAAGGCCGCCAGGUCCUCUUGGAGGAAUAAAACCAAAAAAAAAACCGGAGGAGGAGGAGGUCACAAGCCCGAAGCUAGAAUCACCAAAGGAAGAAAAUAGAACUGGGAAGGUUAAGAUAGGCCUCUUUUUGGCGAAGGCACGGAUUCGAGCCACUGGCCGUCGUCCUCCUGAAAGGCACAAAGAUGCUGCACGGAGAGCAGCUGCUGAAAAGGAGGGAGCGCAAGCCAUUGGAGCGGUGUCUCCAUUUGGAGAAGAUGAAAUGGUAAAAAACGUACUCCAGAACUUGUUACAACAAGUUCAUAAUGAGGUUAGGAAGAGAAGUGGUUCAGAAGCGGAAGAAGAACUCACUCUGGAGGAACCACCUGAGAAAGUCCGUGCCGUGAGAAAGAGUAGUUCCUCCGCACUGAUGUCUCUUUUAGGCAGAAGGAGAACUUCUUCAACUAAGAAUACCGAUGACGAGGUUGUUAGGAAGAAAAGUACCUCGAAAGAGCCAGAAAAGAGGGGAUUUGAUAACAGGAUACCUGUUGCUUUAGAAAAGCAGAAAGAAGAAAAAGCUUCAGGUGAACGUACCUCUGCAAGAAAAAAACGUUUUUCAAAGGAGGGACGAAAGGUUGAUGAGCAGAAGGAGGAACUUAAAGAGGGUGAGAAGAAUGUUGCUGAAAAAAAAGCUGAAAAGCCUGCUGAAAAAAAACGCGUAGGAAAAGGAGUUAAUAAAUUGGCAGAAGAGUAUGAUAGGUCGGAAAAAGUACUCGCAGAUCUUACAAGCGAGGUUACAAGGCCUAUGGCGGCACAGGUUGAUGUCAAAGGGAUUAAAAAGGCUGUUGCUGAACCAAAAGGAGAGGUUGGCGAAUUGACGGAAGAAGUUAAGGCACGUGGUAGGGAGAAUGGUGAAGUUAGGAGAAAGAAAGAGGAUACACAAAAAAUGAAGACUGCGGAAGGUGAGAAGGUGGAGACGGAGAAAGCUACCUCUUCUGAUCUCGGUGGAAAGUACCAUUUAGAAGGGGAGAGUUCUUCCAAGUCUGCAGAAGUGGCGCAGGGACAAGAUGAUGCGUUCUUAAAGACCAAAGAUAUUUUUACCCUAAGACUGGAGUCAUUACAGUUGCCUGCGAUUGAGUGGAAACCGUACUGGUCACAUAAGUCCAAAACGGAAGAUUUCAGUCUAUAUGCUGUCAAUAAUGAGACUAGACUCGAGGCGAAAAGAAGAAGCACAUGUUCACUGUUUGUUGAGAAGCGCAAAAGUUUUUUUGAGUCCCUGAGUGGUAGUACCUCAGUAAGGAAUGGGAAAUUUGGGCCAAAACAUUCUCAUGGUUCUCUGGCUUUACGUGGGGAAGCCGGGAGUGUAAAAAUAAAAAAAAAUGGGGAAGAAAGUUUAGGGCGAGAAGUUUUGAAAGAUUCUAGCUAUGUUGAACUUUUGCAGCCUUCUGACGAAGAAUCACCGAAAGACGUAGGUCUCACAGGUACAGCAGGGGAGGAGAAGCUAUCUCUGUUUUUCGACUCCGACGAUGACAUUUUUAAAAAGACGUCUUCGACUACCGAGGAGAUUGUAGCUGAAGAAGUUCCAACUGCAUCUGUAGCUAACAGUGAGGAAGCAGGUGGUGAAGCAGCGCACCCAGAAGUGGUACCUCGAGAACCUUUGAAUAAAUUUGAUCCAAAACCGACUCCUGCUCCAAGGGCUGUAACACAACGUAUAUUCGACUCGGACUCAGAUGAUGAUUUAUUUAAAAAGUCUAAAACAGUGACGAAGGCGGAAGAGUCGAAAGACUCAACGGCGAAAGCUGGAGAAAAGCCUUUCAAAUCUGAAAAAGUUGUUAUGAAAAAGCAAGAAGUUCAGUUAUUGAAAAGGCACGAAAAGAAAGGAGGUUUGUUUGAGGAUAGUGAUUCCGAUAAUCUGUUUGGUUAA